AUGGACUGCCUGGACGACGACGCUACGCUCGAGAUCACGGGCUCGCGACCAACUGUGAGCAAGCGCCGGAGCUUCUCGUCGACCACAUCGUUCGCUCCCAAUAACACGCCGCAAGUGACGAAUUUGACUAGCACAGCCAAGUUUUGCAUCGAAUGCGGUUAUGAGUUGCCACCUCGAGUCAAAUUUUGUAUUGAAUGCGGCACAUCGGUGCGGCAACAGCUCAUGUCGCCCGUGAGUGUGGAUGGUGUGGGCACAGAAGUGGAUCGAGGCAAUCGAGGAUUCCGAGACUCGUUGGGGUCGAAUCUCAUGGUCAUCGACGAGCACAGCGGAUCUCCCACGGAACCAACGGAUGGAUCGGAGGAUGACGCUCCUACAGAACAAGAACCGGAGGAAACUAUACCUUUGGAGAAGAAAGUGGAAGUGGAAACCCCGGAAACUGACGACGUUGAAGCGAAAGCAAAGGAGUUCGAGGAGCUUGUGGCGCAGUUGCAGGCUGAGAAUGAAAAGCUACGUAAUCGUGUGGAGAAGUUUAAGCGCAAAGCCACUGAGGCGGAGCGUCGUCGACUGGAAAGGGAGGAGGAACAUGCUCGUGCCGUGUCAGAGGCUACGGCGGCUGCAGCUGCGGCUGCAACUGCUGCCGCCGAAGUGCAGGCGAAUAACCGUAGUGCAUCAGAACCAACAACCCAAGCGCCUGCGGAUACAGCGACUACUAGCAAUGGAACGGGUGUCGCUGCGAAGGAUCAUCCGGACUACUUGAAGUUCUUCAAGUUGUUAACUAUGGGACUUCCAGCGGAGCAGGUGAAGAUGAAAAUGCAAGCUUCAGGUGUCGAUCCGUCGAUCCUUGAUGAUCCAGAUGCAAUUAUCGGAGGCGCUGCUUCGAGUACAGACAACGCGUCAACACCUACAGCAUCAGGUGAUCAAGCUGAAGAUGAGCGCGAGUGGCCUGAAUCCGGACCUUCUUGA
Messenger RNA from Phytophthora nicotianae INRA-310, 963 nucleotides. RefSeq lists its product as hypothetical. Lineage: Eukaryota; Oomycota; Peronosporomycetes; Peronosporales; Peronosporaceae. Gene Ontology annotation, cellular component: WASH complex. The transcript has 3 exons. Gene Ontology annotation, biological process: actin filament polymerization; exocytosis. The record is from RefSeq and is a predicted model, not a curated record. The coding region runs from base 1 to 963 and encodes 320 amino acids.